GGCUCAAGGGUCCCAGACUCGCAGCAGCAGCAGCAGCAGCAGCAGCAGCAGCAGCAGCAGCAGCACCUGUGGGGAAGACUAGAGGCCAGAGCCAUGGACGAUCAGCGUGACCUCAUCUCUAACCACGAGCAGACGCCCAUGCUGGGCCAGCGCCCUAGAGCCCCAGAGAGGUGCAGCCGCGGAGCCCUGUACACAGGCUUUUCUGUCCUGGUGGCUCUGCUUUUGGCUGGGCAGGCCACCACUGCUUACUUCCUGUACGAGCAGCAAGGCCGGCUCGACAAGCUGACUGUCACCUCCCAGAAUCUGCAACUGGAGAGCCUUCGCAUGAAGCUUCCUAAAUCGGCCAAACCUAUGAGCCAGAUGCGGAUGGCUACUCCCUUGCUGAUGCGGCCAAUGUCCAUGGAAAGGAUGCUGCACGGGCCUGUGCAGAAUGCUACCAAGUACGGCAACAUGACCCAGGACCAUGUGAUGCACCUGCUUAUGAGAUCUGGACCCCUGACAUUACCACAGCUGAAGGGAAGCUUCCCAGAGAAUCUGAAGCAGCUUAAGAACUCUCUGGAUGGAAUGGACUGGAAGGUCUUCGAGAGCUGGAUGAAACAGUGGCUCUUGUUUGAACUGAGCAAGAACUCCCUGGAGGAGAAGCUCACUGAGAUUCAGCCUAAAGCUUCAGUACUGACCAAGUGCCAGGAAGAAGUCAGCCAUGUCCCCGAUGUCCACCCUGGUGCGUUCCGUCCCAAGUGCGAUGAGAACGGUAACUAUAUGCCACUCCAGUGCCACGGGAGCACUGGCUACUGCUGGUGUGUGUUCCCCAACGGCACUGAGGUCCCUCACACCAAGAGCCGCGGGCGUCAUAACUGCAGCGAGCCACUGGACCCGGAGGACCUGACUUCUGGCCUAGGCGUGACCAAGCAGGAUCUGGGCCAAAUUAUGCUGUGAAGACACAGGCCAGCUCUGCACAGCGGCAGCUCCCCCGCUCUCCUGGGCCCUAGCCUUCUUGCAGUCCCUGACGUCACACCCCACUUCCCAUCUCCCUGCACUUUGGGGCUUGAGCCUGGUGUCUGCUUCAUCAUCCCAGGACACGACAAAUAAAACCAGGACAGAAUGAGGAUGCUGGAGGGCCCUGCUGCCUUCUAGCUAAAGGAACACAAAGCUCAGAGUGGGCAAAUCGAGGUGCACCCCCC
Molecule: messenger RNA, 1181 nt
Organism: Acomys russatus (golden spiny mouse)
Lineage: Eukaryota; Metazoa; Chordata; Mammalia; Rodentia; Muridae
Gene: Cd74
Product: CD74 molecule
Exons: 9
Coding region: 94-936 (280 amino acids)
Biological process (GO): protein trimerization; positive regulation of type 2 immune response; positive regulation of ERK1 and ERK2 cascade
Cellular component (GO): cytoplasm; cell surface; membrane
Molecular function (GO): cytokine receptor activity; macrophage migration inhibitory factor binding; MHC class II protein binding
Source: RefSeq, a predicted model, not a curated record